Molecule: messenger RNA, 309 nt
Organism: Cynocephalus volans (Philippine flying lemur)
Lineage: Eukaryota; Metazoa; Chordata; Mammalia; Dermoptera; Cynocephalidae
Gene: CCL16
Product: C-C motif chemokine ligand 16
Exons: 3
Coding region: 1-309 (102 amino acids)
Biological process (GO): immune response; eosinophil chemotaxis
Cellular component (GO): extracellular region
Molecular function (GO): chemokine activity
Source: RefSeq, a predicted model, not a curated record
AUGAAGGUCUCCGUGGCUGCCCUCUUUCUCCUCAUCCUCAUCCUCACCACUGCUUCUGCUUCUUACAGUCAGUCAAAAAUGCCUGAGUCAGUGAAUCUUCCAUCCAACUGCUGCCUGAAGUUUCAUGAGAAAGUACUGCCAAGGAAGCUGGUGGUGGGAUACAGAAACGCCUUUAACUGUCACCCGCCAGCAAUCAUCUUCCUCACCAAAAAGAACCGAGAAGUCUGUGCCAACCCUGACAACAGCUGGGUCCAAGACUACAUCGAGGAUCCCAACCUACCUUUGCUGCCCUCCAGAAACUUGGCCUAA